Drosophila hydei is the source of this 922-nucleotide messenger RNA. Its product is annotated as coiled-coil domain-containing protein 43. The coding region runs from base 107 to 730 and encodes 207 amino acids. NCBI's taxonomy places the organism in Eukaryota, Metazoa, Arthropoda, Insecta, Diptera, Drosophilidae. The record is from RefSeq and is a predicted model, not a curated record. The transcript has 3 exons.
CAUUUCACAACACUGCUGCACAUGCUGUGUCGAAUUUAGUCGCCUUUUGCGGCUUUUAUUUGCCUGGAACUGGAUACAAUUGGCUGCCACCAUUGCUGCAUUUAAAAUGAGCGAAUUUAAAACGUGGCUCAACGAACAGCUGCGACAGCUCAACACAGAUGAAAGUGUAUUUGGUGCCUACAUAAUUGGCAUCCUCGAGGGCGAAGAGGAGACACAAGAUGAAAAAAUCGAGGCACUCGAAGGCAUACUCAGCGGCACAGAAGCAUCCAACAUAGAAGAGCUGGUGGCGAGCAUCUUGCAAAAAUGGCUCCAGAGUCAUCCCAGCGCAGAUGAGCCGCCCAAAAAGGGCCUCGACAUCGAUGUGAAUGCUCAACUAGCCAAAUUGCUCGAACAGCAGAAGCUGCAACCCGCCGCCAAGGAGCGCGAAUAUACCGAAGAGGAGCUUCGCAUUAAGCAGCAGAUACUUGCGCAAUACUCACAGACUGCUGUCAGUGAGGAGGAGGAUGAGGACACGGAUGGGGAAUGCGCUGAGCCCAGCGGAUCGAGCGUUAUGGCGCCGAACACCAACAAGUCGGAUGUGGCCAAUUUGGCCAAGGAGAAGCGCGAGCAGGCGCGUCUCGAGAGUGCGGCCAAAAAACAAAAGGACAAAGAGGAUCGCGAAAAGCAAAAGCAGCUGCGCGAAGAGAAGAAAGAGAAACGCAAAACCGUCAAAGGCGAGCGUCGCCGGUAACCGGCCCAAGAAACCGAACACAACAACAAAACCAAAAUCCGUCUGCCAACUUCUCAGCCUCACUCACAGCCGCAGUCUUCUCCCCGCAGCACAGAUCAGUGCAAAUUUUAGCUGUCUCUCAAAAAGACACCAAAACAAACAAAACAAGAGACAAAACUCCGUGAAGACAGUCAGAAAAUUACCUAUAUAUAC